This is a messenger RNA of Parathielavia appendiculata, 1488 nucleotides long. Its product is annotated as NAD(P)-binding protein. Bases 1 to 1488 code for a protein of 495 amino acids. The record is from RefSeq and is a predicted model, not a curated record. NCBI's taxonomy places the organism in Eukaryota, Fungi, Ascomycota, Sordariomycetes, Sordariales, Chaetomiaceae. The transcript is spliced from 3 exons. Gene Ontology annotation, cellular component: endoplasmic reticulum. Gene Ontology annotation, biological process: ergosterol biosynthetic process. Gene Ontology annotation, molecular function: 3-beta-hydroxy-Delta5-steroid dehydrogenase (NAD+) activity; 3-beta-hydroxysteroid dehydrogenase [NAD(P)+]/C4-decarboxylase activity.
AUGUUCUGGGCGGUGACAGGCGCCUUCGCCUUCAUUGUGUUGGCAUGGCUUUGGAGGAUCAACGCGGCAAUGCAGAGUGUGCCUGAAAGCGCACGGCAAGCCUCGCCCCGACGUUGGACAGAGCGGGAGCUCCGCGACACGUACGAGCGCCUCAAACAGAAGCCACUUGACUUUGUCAAGCUCUUACCGCCACGCCUGGACAGGCGGUAUGUCGUCGUUGGCGGAUCUGGACUCGUGGGGGGAGACAUCGUCUUGCAGCUGCUCCAGCGCGGCGAGUCACCGGAGUGCAUCCGAGUUGUCGACUUUGUGCCCCUCAACCGCAGGGACAUGAUUGGAAAGGUCGCCGGAUGUGACUUUGUGAAAGCCGACAUCUCUUCCCGCUCGUCUGUUGACGCCGCCUUCUCCAAGCCAUGGCCCGAGUCCGUCGUCAAGAAGCCCCUGACCGUCUUCCACACAGCAGCUGCUGUCCGGCCCCAGGAGCGCAGCCUGUUGAUCUACCACCGCAUCAGCGCCGUCAACCGAGAUGGCGCCGUCAACGUUCUUAAAGCAUCCCGCGCAGCUGGUGCCGACAUCUUCAUUGCCACCUCGUCCGCCUCAGUCAGCAUCGUCCCUCCUAAGUUUUGGAUCUGGCCGUGGCAGAGAACUCCUGUAAACUACUUGCAGAUCGCCAACGAAAGAGACUUCGACGCUUCUCUACGUCCUCACGACCGAUUCUUCUCCAACUACGCCUACUCCAAAGCCGAAGCCGAGCGCGCCGUCUGCAACGCCAACGAGCCAACCUUCCGUACGGGCACCAUCCGCCCGGGCAACCCCAUCUACGGGCAAAAGACGGAUCCCGUCCUCGGCAUAGUCCUCCGCAUGCGGGACAACGUGACUUGGAUUUCGCACAUCGUCCAAAACUUUGUCAACUCGCGCAACGUCGCCUUGGCUCACCUGCAGUUCGAAGCCGCCCUCGCCCUGCCGAAGGGCAACCCCAACAACGCCAACCCCACCACGACUACGAUGCCCGCCUGCGCCGGCCGCACCUUCAAUGUGACCGACCUCGGCCCGCCCCCAUCGUUUGCCGACGUCUACUGUGCGGCGCAGACGCUGUCCGCCACGCCCGUGCGCGUAACCCAGCAAAACCCUAUCAUGCUUUUCCUCCUGGCGCACGCCAUCGAGGCCUGGUGCCUGUUGUUGGCGCGGCUGCCCUUUCUGACUGCCUGGUUCGGCUGGAGGGAGCCGUCGGGUCCGAUCCACAUGCUCCAGCCUUCGGUAUUUUCCGUGUCGUGUCACACGCUUGUCGACGACAGCUUGGCGCGGAAGAGUGUUGCGGAGGGGGGCAUUGGGUAUCGAGGCGGGUGUACCACGAUUGAGGGCAUUUGCGAGCAGAUUCUGGAGUGGAACCGCGAGAAUGGUAAGGAAGGCAAGGCCGUGGAAGAUGUCGGAGGGGGGGUGGAUGGGACAGUGGCCAAGGCCGCCUUGAAUACUGCCGGGCUGGCGGCGUGA